Orycteropus afer afer is the source of this 2753-nucleotide messenger RNA. RefSeq names its product ubiquitin specific peptidase 20 (gene USP20). Gene Ontology annotation, biological process: protein deubiquitination. Gene Ontology annotation, molecular function: cysteine-type deubiquitinase activity; zinc ion binding. The record is from RefSeq and is a predicted model, not a curated record. NCBI's taxonomy places the organism in Eukaryota, Metazoa, Chordata, Mammalia, Tubulidentata, Orycteropodidae.
CCAGGCCAGAAUGGGGGACUCCAGGGACCUGUGCCCUCACCUUGACUCGAUAGGCGAGGUGACCAAAGAGGACUUGCUGCUCAAAUCUAAGGGAACCUGUCAGUCCUGUGGUGUUACUGGACCGAACCUAUGGGCUUGUCUCCAGGUUGCCUGCCCCUAUGUUGGCUGUGGAGAAUCUUUUGCUGACCACAGCACCAUCCAUGCACAGGUUAAAAAGCACAACCUGACGGUGAACCUGACCACGUUUCGGGUAUGGUGUUAUGCCUGUGAGAAAGAGGUGUUCUUGGAGCGGCGGCUGGUGGCCCCCCAAGCAGGCCCAUCACCCAAGUUCUCGGAGCAGGACUCUCCACCACCCUCUCACCCUCUUAAAGCUGUCCCUAUUGCUGUGGCUGACGAAGGAGAGUCUGAGUCAGAAGACGAUGAUCUGAAACCUCGAGGUCUCACAGGCAUGAAGAACCUCGGGAACUCCUGCUACAUGAAUGCUGCCCUGCAGGCCCUAUCCAACUGCCCUCCACUGACCCAGUUUUUCUUGGAGUGUGGAGGCCUGGUCCGCACAGACAAGAAGCCAGCCCUGUGCAAAAGUUACCAGAAGCUGGUCUCUGAGGUCUGGCACAAGAAACGCCCAAGCUACGUGGUUCCUACCAGCCUGUCUCAUGGGAUCAAGUUGGUCAACCCGAUGUUCCGAGGUUAUGCCCAGCAGGACACCCAGGAGUUCCUGCGCUGCCUGAUGGACCAGCUGCAUGAGGAGUUAAAGGAGCCAGAGGUGGCAGCAGCAGCAGUGACAGAGGCUCGGGACUCUGACUCAAGUGACACAGAAGAGAAGAGAGAGGGUGACCGGAGCCCGUCAGAGGACGAGUUUCUGUCCUGCGACUCAAGCAGUGACCGGGGUGAGGGUGACGGGCAGGGUCGUGGGGGGGGUGGCUCACAGGCCGAAACAGAGCUGCUGAUUCCGGACGAGGCGGGCCGUGCCAUCUCCGAAAAGGAGCGGAUGAAGGACCGCAAGUUCUCCUGGGGCCAGCAGCGUACAAACUCUGAGCAAGUGGACGAGGAUGCUGAUGUGGACACUGCCAUGGCCACCCUGGAAGACCAGCCCACGGAGACUCUGCCAUCGCUGCCGCGUUCCACCAGCCCCUGCCGGACACCAGAGCCAGACAAUGAUGCCCAUAUACGCAGCUCCUCUUGCCCCUGCAGCCCCGUCCACAAGCUGUCUAGCACCCCUCCUCGUGCAAGUCCUGUGAGGAUGGGGCCGUCAUAUGUGCUCAAGAAAGCCCAGGUUCUGACUACUGGCAGCCGGAGGCGGAAGGAGCAGCGCUACCGCAGUGUCAUUUCGGACAUCUUCGAUGGCUCCAUCCUCAGCCUCGUGCAGUGUCUCACCUGUGACCGGGUGUCCACCACAGUGGAGACAUUUCAGGACCUUUCACUGCCCAUUCCUGGCAAGGAGGACCUGGCCAAGCUCCACUCGGCCAUCUACCAGAAUGUGCCAGCCAAGCCAGGCACCUGUGGGGACAGCUAUGCUGCCCAGGGUUGGCUUGCCUUCAUCGUGGAGUAUAUCCGACGGAUUGUGGUAUCCUGUACCCCCAGCUGGUUUUGGGGGCCUGUCGUGACCCUGGAGGAUUGCCUUGCAGCCUUUUUCGCUGCAGAUGAGCUGAAGGGUGACAACAUGUACAGCUGUGAGCGGUGUAAAAAGUUGCGGAAUGGAGUGAAGUACUGUAAGGUGCUCCGACUACCCGAGAUCCUGUGCAUUCACCUGAAGCGCUUUCGGCAUGAGGUGAUGUACUCGUUCAAAAUCAACAGCCAUGUCUCCUUCCCCCUGGAGGGACUCGACCUGCGCCCCUUCCUAGCCAAGGAGUGCAUGUCCCAGAUCACCACUUAUGACCUCCUCUCAGUCAUCUGCCAUCACGGCACAGCAGGCAGUGGGCACUAUAUUGCCUACUGUCAAAACGUUAUCAAUGGGCAGUGGUAUGAGUUCGAUGACCAGUAUGUCACUGAGGUCCAUGAAACGGUGGUGCAGAACACCGAAGCCUACGUCCUUUUCUACAGGAAGAGCAGUGAGGAGGCUGUGCGGGAGCGGCAGCAGGUGGUGUCCCUGGCCGCCAUGCGGGAGCCCAGCCUGCUGCGAUUCUAUGUGUCCCGUGAAUGGCUCAACAAGUUCAACACUUUCGCUGAGCCGGGGCCCAUCACCAACCAUACCUUCCUCUGUUCACAUGGAGGCAUCCCACCCAACAAAUACCACUACAUCGACGACCUGGUGGUGAUCCUGCCCCAGAAUGUCUGGGAGCACCUCUACAACAGGUUUGGGGGUGGCCCUGCCGUGAACCAUCUGUACGUGUGCUCCACCUGCCAGGUGGAGAUUGAGGCUCUGGCCAAGCGCAGGAGGAUUGAGAUCGACACCUUCAUCAAGCUGAACAAGGCCUUCCAGGCUGAGGAGUCGCCCAGCGUCAUAUACUGUAUCAGCAUGCAGUGGUUCCGUGAGUGGGAGGCCUUUGUCAAGGGGAAGGACAACGAGCCUCCCGGGCCCAUUGACAACAGCAGGAUCGUGCAGGUCAAGGGAAGUGGACACAUCCAGCUGAAGCAGGGAGCUGACUAUGGACAGAUUUCCGAGGAGACCUGGAGCUACCUAAACACCCUGUAUGGAGGCGGCCCCGAGAUUGCCGUCAGACAGAGUGUGGCCCAGCUUCCGGACCCUGAGAGCUUACACGGGGAACAAAAAAUUGAAGCUGAGACCCGGGCCGUGUGACUUGGUGGGCCAAUCU